UCUAACUUUUCAAUUUCCCUAAUACAGAUUAUUUUUAUUUUGUUUAGAUGGCAUAGAGCUGUGUCUAUCAACUUAGUAAAACAGAAUAUAUUGGUCCCCAAAGAAGAAUCAUCCAGUGAUAAUGACAUGGAAUUUCAUGAAAGCCAACAAAAUCAGAAAAAAAUGAUGAAGAAAGUGAAGACUGUUUGGGGGAGGAUGCUGUCAUGCAAGUAUAGAAGCAAGCCAGCAAGUCCCAGCGGAGCAGGCUCCACCAGCCACAGGGAAACCCUCCUUUCCAACACGCAGAGUCUUCUUCCUAGGCUUGUCAAGGAGCUCCCAUCGCCCAAGUUAUUUACCAAACCAAGAAUGAGAAAGCUCUCACAGAAUGCGACUAUACAACUUUAUGUUGUAGAAGCAGAGACAGAGGAAAUAACCCGAGGAAAUACACCUCUCCAGGCCAAGAGAACCAUCAAGAGGUUAUAUGUGCCAUCCCUUCCUUCAGGACUGCAAAGAUUUGGGGCUAUGAAGGACAUGGUUCCGUAUUCAUCAAAAAAGAGACCACACUUUGCAGCCCUUAGAAAAAGGAAACAUAGAAUGGAAAACAUCCUCCAAAAAUCAGAUUUGACUGUAGGAAAGCUUCAAAUGCAGGUGGAUGACCUCAUAGAAACGGUGACAGAUAAAUCCACGAAGUUAUUGGCCCAAAGACAUGCUGAGCUUCAACAGUGUGAGUUUCUAGGGGAUGAAAUUCUUCAGUCUUCUAAGCUGUUUCAGAGGAUAGCCAAGAAAACCAUGAGGAAGUAUAAAUUGAAAACUGUGUGUUUCCCAUGUACCUGCUGCUGCUUCUGAUUUUGUUCCUGAUUACAUAAAGGUUAUCUUUAUAAGGAUUCUUAUCUUCUGUUUUUUGAGGAAGAUUAGCCCUGAGCUAACUGCUGCCAGUCC
Molecule: messenger RNA, 918 nt
Organism: Equus quagga
Lineage: Eukaryota; Metazoa; Chordata; Mammalia; Perissodactyla; Equidae
Gene: C1H3orf49
Product: chromosome 1 C3orf49 homolog
Source: RefSeq, a predicted model, not a curated record